AUGUAUUUGCUCUCUUGCGUAUCUUUUCUGGCAACCCUGUUCGGCUUCCUUUCGGUCGCUUCUGGUUGUACGUUGCUGGGAACACAGUCAAGAACUUUUCCAAUAUGUCUACUUCAUAAUCAUACACAUAUCGAAAUUGACGGUCUUCGCGUUCCAUUGGGUACGGAAAAUAAUAUACGCAUACAACUCGAAGAGCCGUCGAGAGUGACCGAAGUUUCUUGCGGGGGACAUAUUCAUUCGAUUCCUUGGCCGCAAUUAACGAAAGAUGCUAACCAAGUCCGCGUCCGCUAUGUAGAAGGCAUCGCCACUCUACGUGUAUAUUGGUGUGAUAGUUUCGAAGGUCCUGAAAAGGCUGGUAUACGCUGCGCGAUCGAAGCCUUCUCUAGCGCUUGCCCAGGUCGAGUUGGUGUUGAUAAUCAUACGUGCGUUUACGAAGUACAAACUGACCGUUUUUCGAGCAACACCGUGCGCAAAGCGGUGCAAGUGAAGACAGAGGUUGCAGUAGCCGUACUGGAUAAAGCAAAAGUCGCGGUUGGUGUUUCUCACACUAAAGAAAACACGGUUGUGAACACGUAUUCGGUUGAAAGUCGCUCUUAUAUUGUUAUCCCAGCUGGCUACAGCUUUUGCUCAUUCAGCAAAGUGCAUUCAGUCGAAAAACGUUUGUCAACAAAUGGCUUUGAAUGGAAAUGUAAUCUUCCUACGUUUAAACAGACAACCACAAUCAGUGGACGUUGUUCAAAGCUGUCGCUUUGUGAAACCCAAACGCCAUGCCAAGAUUCACAUAAGCAAUUGCCUGACAGUGGACCGGAAAAUAAAUCUGCAGUCGCUCAACCGGUAGCUAUGCUAUUAAUCGGCGUCCUCUGCAUGAUCGUGAGUGUCAUAAGUAGUAAUGUAGGUUACAAUGAGUGAAGCUGGCAACAAAAUGCACUUUCAUAAGAAUAACCAUGAUUAUAACAUAUAAUUAAAAUUUUGAUUUUUGUCUUUGA
This is a messenger RNA of Paramuricea clavata, 986 nucleotides long. The record is from the annotation of a GenBank genome assembly. NCBI's taxonomy places the organism in Eukaryota, Metazoa, Cnidaria, Anthozoa, Malacalcyonacea, Plexauridae.